AUGUGCUUAUUUGCAUUUGCUUUGUGCUGGUCACAACUGUAUACACUGGAUGGUUUGCAUGCUGCUGUAGUGGGAGUUAAUGAAAAUCAAGCUGUACCACCCUUGGCAGAAGAUAACAGAGUUCCACCACAACCACACCCAGCUUCUCCUACCUCUCAGGAUAACUCUGAUGAUAAUAUGGAUGUUGGCAAAAGAAAUGUUACAAUAGUUGUACUUGAUGGAGUUGUUAUAGGACCAAUGCAUUGUGCAAUUGAUGAUUGUGUAAAUGAUCUUUCAAAUUCUCAUGGUGCCUCAUUGUGUGAUGUGCACAAUGAAGAAUAUGGGUCCCAAUGCCUUAUUUAG
Molecule: messenger RNA, 342 nt
Organism: Laccaria bicolor S238N-H82
Lineage: Eukaryota; Fungi; Basidiomycota; Agaricomycetes; Agaricales; Hydnangiaceae
Exons: 5
Coding region: 1-342 (113 amino acids)
Source: RefSeq, a predicted model, not a curated record